Messenger RNA from Dictyostelium discoideum AX4, 7035 nucleotides. RefSeq names its product protein kinase, Atypical group (gene smg1). The coding region runs from base 1 to 7035 and encodes 2344 amino acids. The record is from RefSeq and is a predicted model, not a curated record. The transcript is spliced from 3 exons. Gene Ontology annotation, molecular function: kinase activity; protein serine kinase activity; protein serine/threonine kinase activity. Lineage: Eukaryota; Evosea; Eumycetozoa; Dictyosteliales; Dictyosteliaceae. Gene Ontology annotation, biological process: nuclear-transcribed mRNA catabolic process, nonsense-mediated decay.
AUGAAUGAUUCAAAUAGCAGCAAUGAUAGUUGCAACACCGAAAAUAAUACCUUGACAGCCACUAAAAAUAGCAUCAACAACACAACUACAACCACAACCACACCUAAUAACAAUGUUAAUUGUUUAAAAACCAGUGGUAGUAUUAAACUAUCAGCUUCAUCAGUACCAUUUAUACCAGGCUCAUCAGCAUCAUUGCCAUCUAUUUUAUCAAAUCAAUAUAAAUUAGCGGCAUCCAAUAAUGUAUCAAAUAAUAUUAUGAUGAUUUCCACACCAAUCAUUUCUUCAGCACAACAACAACAACAACAAGUACCACCACCACAACAAACUACAACAACAACAACAGCAACAGCAACAGCAAUAACGCCAACACCUAUUACAACAUCACAAUCAACAUCAUCCUCAAUGUUAAAUUUACCAUUAAAAGUUGGUAAAGAAUCUAUUGAAACAUUGUUUAGGAAUAGAUUUCAUCCAAAAAAUAAUAUUAGAGAAACUGUUUUAUCAUCAUUACAAAGUAUAUUAAUACCUGAUCUAUCGGAUACUAUUAAUAAUACAAAAGAGAAUAUCGAAUAUUUUUAUAAUAUGAUCAUUGAUGAAAAUAAUUAUAUUCUAAAGUUAUUAUUAUUAAAUAUAAUAAAUGAUACAAAAAGAAAUUUAGUAGUUUAUAAUUAUAAUCAACAACAUCAAUUACCAAUUCAAAAUACAUCAUCACCAAAUACUCCAUCAUCAACAACAACAACAACAACUACAUCAACUAAACCAUCUAAAAGAGGAGAUAAAGAAAGAGAAAGAGGUAGAAGAAAUAAAGAUAAGAUUAAUGAAAAACAAUUACAACAACAGCAAUUACAACAAUUACAAUUACAACAACAAUUAGAUCAUGAAGGUUCUUCACUUUAUUUACCAUUUUCAAGUUUAUUAUCUUUUAUUAAACCUGAUAAACAACAACAACCACAACAAUCACAACAAUCACAAUUAAAUGAAAUUGAUCAAAUGGUUAGACCAAAAUCAUUACCAAAAGAUGAUAAUGAUAGUGAUAAUUUUAAUAUUAGAGUUUUGGAGUAUAAUUUAAAGUUAUUGAUAAAGAUUUAUUUCAAGGUAUCAAUGUACCAAGAUUCAAUUAAAACUCAUAUCUUUGAUUUAUAUAUACAAAUUAAUCAAGCAAUCUCUGAACAACAAAGACAAUUACAAGAGAAAGAGAAAGAGAGUAAAACUUCAAAACCAAUACCACAACCAAUCAUUUCAUUGGUAAUUCCAACGGUAUUGGUAUCGAUUGGUGAUAUCAUAAAAUAUAAAUAUGCAACACCUUCACCACCAAAUCUAACACCAACAACAACUACUAAAAUGGAGGAAGAGGAAAGAAUCAUUAAUACUAUAUUAAUUAAUGAAUUUAAAAAAACUGAUGUUUCAAUCAUUGAGUCAAAUUUAUACCUUUUCGAAUGUAUUUUAUCAAUUAGUGUUAGUAAUGAACCAACAAUUGUAGUACCAAAUACAACAACUGCAACAACUGCAACAACUGCAACAACAUCAAAUACUUCUACAGCAGCAGCUGCAACAACGACAACACCAACACUAUCAACAUCUUCUUCAUCAUUAUCACCACCAGCAUCAACACAAUCAUCAUUAUCAUUAUCAUCAUCAUCAUCAGCAGUGAUAGCACCAACAACAGUAGGUUAUAUUUUCAAAUUUAAUAAAGAAUUAUUUAGAAAGUUAAUAGCAUUAGUUUAUUCUACAGUAGUUCAACAUCAAAUAACCUUAUCUACUGUAUUUACAACAUUGGUUUUAAAAGGUUAUUUAAAUGAGGAUCAAAUUCAAAAAUUAUUAAAUAUUACAUUAUUUAAAUUAUCAGAUCCAAGUGAACAAGUUAAAUUAAGUUAUUUAACAUUAUUAAGUAAGAUGGUAUCAUAUUUCGAUUUAAACCAUCAAAAGAAUUUAAAUCAUAAAGUUAAUGACAUAUCAUUACCUUAUAAACUAUUGAUAAUGGGAUCAACAAGUCAACCAUUUUUUAAUGGUCAAAUUUUUAAAAAGAUAUUUGAUUGGAUCAUGGGAAUUGGUAAAGAUCAACCAUCUUUUGAUUCUUUAACAAAGUAUCUAAUCGAUUUAUUCGAUAGUUUUAAUGUAAUCUCAAUAUUAUUCAAUGAACAAAAUAAAAUAUUAUCACAACAAUAUUUAGCUGCUCAAUCAACUAUGAUAACUCCACCAUUAAGUUUACAUCAAAUUGAUGAUAGAAGAAAAUUUGAAACAUUAAUAUCAAAAUCUGAUGAAUUAAUUUGGUUUUGGACAGUUUGGGAAUGUAGUAAAUUUUGUAUUGCCAAUAGAUUGAAAUCACCAUAUGGUAGUGCAUUUCAAACGUUUGAAAUCUUUGAAAAGUUAUUAUUACAAUUGAAUAAGGAUAGAAGGGAUUUUAAAAAGAUAAAGAUUUUAUUACAUUUUAUGGAAUCUAUGGAGAAAUUAAUUUUCUCCACUGUUAAUGGAUCGGUUCUAGUACAAUCAUUAAACAAUAAGGAGACUCAAUUCUUUAGACAUAACGUUAGAGUUUGUGAAGAUUGGUUCUCUAGAAUUCGAGUAAAUCUAUUGAAAGCUAGUAUUCUAUCAAGUUCAACACCAGAUAUCAUUAGACAUGCUUCACUUAGAGUUCAAGAUAUUCAAGCUAAUAGAUUCGUUCUAGAUUCAAAUACAGCUCAUUUUGAAUUGGAAUUUUGUAUAUUACAUUUAGCAAAUGCCCUACAACAAUUAAAUGAAACUGAAUCAUUACAAGGUUUAUCAAAUUGGUCUGAUAUAAAUUUAAAUAAUAGUGAUAAUAAUAAUAAUAAUAAUAAUAAAAAUAAUAAUAAUAAUAAUAAUUCAACAUUCUUUAAUAAUGGUAAUAUUAAUAAAUAUACAUUAAAAUUACCAUGGAUGAAAGGUGUUAUAUUAAGAAGUAAACAAAAGUUUGAAGAAUCAAUUAGUUCAUUAUUGAGUGUACCACCAAUGUUGGAAUCAAAUUCAAUAUCAUUUCCAUUCGUAUUGGAACAAAUUAUUAAAUCUUAUUUAGAUAUUUCAAAUUUUACAGAGGUUGAACAAUUUUUACAAAAUUAUCAAAAUCAAAUUCAACAACAAUCAAAUUCUUUAAUAAUCUAUAAAGAUACAUUCAUUAAAACUUUGGGUUCAUUCUAUCGUGGUGAAAUGGAAGAAGCUCAUGCUUUUGCAAAGAGAACUGAAUCUCAAAAUCAUAUAUUACAAAGAGAACAAUUAGGUUUAGGUUUAUUAGGUAAUCAAAUUAUGACUGAUGAAUUAUUAUUAUCAAUUAUGGUUAAUCAAAAAGAUUUAUUUAAUAAUACAAAUAUUAUUAAUAAUAAUAAUAGUGGUGGCAGUAGUAGUGGUACAGCAACAGCAACAGCAGUAACAACAACAACAACAACAACAACAACAACAACAACAACAACAACAACAACAACAAAUACAAAUAAUGAUAUUAUUGGAUUUAGUAAUAAUAUUAAUAGUAUGUUAAAACUAACAAAGAAUAAUAUAUUAAAAGCAUUAAAUUAUUUAGGAUUAGAAUCAAAUGUUCAAACAUUUCAAUAUUUAACACAAUUGAAAAUUAUGGAUGAAAUUGAAAAUGGUGUUUAUAAUAGUAGAGUGGUACCAAUUAAUAAUCAAAUUGGAUUCUUGGAGAGAUUAAGAAGAGUUAGAGGUCAUAUUUCAAAUACUAAACAACGUUCUGAUAUUCUUCUAAGUAAUAUACCAUUGACUGAAAAAAUGAUUAAACUAUCAAGAAAAUUUGAAAAUUAUAAAUUUAGUUCAAAAUUAUUAGAUACAAUUUUAGAAUCUCAUUCAUCUUCCUAUUAUUUAGAACGUUGUAAAUUAAAAUAUUUAAAUGGUAAACAAACUGAAGCAACUUUAGAUUUAAUUAAAUAUGCACAUCGUGAUAUAACAAUACCAUCAUCAUCGACAACAACAACGACAACGACGACAACAACAACACCACCAUCAACAUCAUCAAAUACUGCUACAACAACAAAUAAUAUAAAUAUUGAUGAAUUAUCAACACAAAAAUUUAAAGUUUAUACAGAAAUUAUUAAAUAUUUAAAUUCAAAUCCAUCAAUUAUUACAGAAUUAUCAUCAUCAAACUAUUCUAUACCUCAAGAACAAUUAAAUCCAGAAUAUUAUUUUAAGAAAGCAACUUUAACUAAACCUGAGAAUUCAAAAUUAUGGAUAACCUAUGCUGAUUGGAUUUUAAAUGAAAAAAGUAAUAUAUCUGAACAAAAUGAUGAAGAAUCAUUAAAUGGUGGUGGUAGUGGUGGUAAUGAAAAUUCAUCAAAUGAAAUGUUAAGACUUAAAAAUACAAAUACUAAUGAACUAAAAACAGCAGUUGAAGCAUAUUUCCAAUUUUUAAAGUAUAGUAUGUUGGAUGGUAAUAGUAAUGGUGGUUUAAAUAUUAGGGCAACACUUAAAAUAUUGAAUAUUUUAGUUUGUUCAGGUAAUAAAUUGGUUGAAACAUUUGAAAGAUGUCUAAAUGAAUUAACUUCAACUCGUCCUUUCACAAUUAUUAUACCACAAUUAUUUGCAAGAUUAAGUCAUCCCGAUACAUUUGUUCAAAAAUAUGUUGUUGAAAUUUUAAAUAGAAUUGGUAGAGAUAAUCCAAAUAAAAUAGUUUAUCAAACUAUUGUUGGUUCUUUAAAUUUUACAAAUACAAAUAAUAAUAAUAAUAGUUCUUGUGCUGCUGCCACUACUGAUGAUGGUUUAGAUAUUGAAUUAUUACAAAAACAAUAUCCAAAUUAUUUACAAAUUUUAAAUAUUAAAGAGAAUCUAUUAAAACAUUCAGAAUUAUUAGUAAAAGAGACAGAGACACUCAUUUAUCAAUUAGGUAAACUUACAACAUUGUGGGAUGAUAAUUGGCAAUAUUUCAUUGAACAAAUUCAAGGUUGGGUCUAUAUUAAUACUAAACAAUGGAAUGAUGACUAUCAACAAUUGAAAGCCACAAUAAAGAAUCCAACCAUACUAAAACAUACUCUAAAGAAAAAGAAUCAGGAAUUACUUCAACCAAUUUAUGAAAAGUUAAAACGUUUAACUGCUGCCACCGUUUUAUCAGUUUGUAAAACUCCACAUGAAAAAUGGUUUACCAAAUGUCAUUUCGAAACUAUAAACAAAACAAUACGUGCAUUUGAAAAACAAAAUAAACCAACCUCUCCAUUCGAUGUACUUCAUGAUUUAAUAGCUGAAUUUCAACAAUAUCGUUUAAUUUCUUUAAGUUUAUCAUCAGUUAAUCCAUCAUUAGCUUUAUUUAGACCAACUAUAACUCAAAUGCCUGGUACUGAUUUAAAUUAUUUUAAUAUUAAUCAUAUUCAUCAUCAUCAUCAUCAUCAUAACCAUCAUGGUAAUAAUAAUAAUCAACAUUCAACAUCAAGUGGUAAUUUACCAAUUCAAAAUCAAGUUACAAUUCAAUUAAUUAAACCAACCAUUUAUUUAUUACCAACAAAAACUAAGCCAAAGAAAAUGGCAAUGCUUGGUAGUGAUGGUAAUCUUUAUUAUUAUCUUUUGAAAGGUCGUGAAGAUUUACAUUUGGAUGAAAGAAUUAUGCAAUUAUUAAAUGUUGUCGAUCAAUUAUUAAUGAAUGAUAAAAAACCAACUUUAAAACUAUUGAGAACUAGAAAUUAUUCAGUUAUACCUCUAUCUCAAAGUUCUGGUUUAAUUCAAUGGGUUGAAGGUGCUGUACCAUUAUUUUCAAUUUAUAAAAAUUGGUAUAAAAAUGAUCAAGUUUAUAAACAACAACAACAGCAACAACAACAAUUACAACAGCAACAACAGCAACAACAACAACAACAACAACAACAACCACAACCACAACAACAACCACAACAACAACCACAACAACAACCACAACAACAACCACAACCACAACAAAACUCAACUACAACUUCAAAUAUAGUAAAUAAACCAAUUAUAGCUAGACCAGUUGAUAUAUUCUAUGCAAAGAUUACACCAUUAUUAGAAAAGGCUGGAUUAAAUUUCAUGACACCAAGAUCAGAAUGGCCAAAAGAAAUAUUAAUUCAAGUACUCAAUGAACUAAUGCAAGAAACUCCAAAAUGGAUUCUACAAAGGGAGUUAUGGUUUUCAAGUAGCUCUUCAUCAGAGUUAUUCUUAAAAACUCAAAGUUAUAGUAGAUCUUUAGCAUUGAUGUCAGUGAUUGGUUAUAUGAUAGGUUUAGGUGAUAGACAUUUAGAUAAUAUUUUAUUAGAUUUGAAAACUGGUGAAAUCGUUCAUAUCGAUUAUAAUAUUUGUUUUGAAAAAGGUGCUGAAUUGAAAAUACCAGAGAGAGUACCAUUUAGAAUGACCCAAAUCUUUGAAUAUGCCUUAGGUUUAACUGGUGUUCAAGGAACUUUUAGAGAAACAAGUAUACAAAUUAUGCAUUUGUUACGUAAAAAUAAAGAUAUCCUAUUAAAUUUAUUGGAAACUUUUAUUUAUGACCCACUAUUUGAUUGGAAACAUUCAAAUAAACAAACAAAUAAUAAUAAUAAUAAUAAUAAUAACAAUAAUAUGAAUCAAGCAGCUGGUGAACAAGAAUCUAUAGAAAAGAAACAAUCUUCAAAUAAUUCAAGUAAUCCUAUAAUUUCAACACCAACAAAAUUACAACAACAACAAAAAUUGCCAAAUAGCCCAUUAUCAAUUUCUUCAAAUAAUACCAAUUCCACUAAUAAUAAUAAUAAUAAUAAUAAUAAUAAUAAUAAUAAUAAUAAUAAUAAUAAUAAUAAUAAUAAUAAAGAUCAAGAUAGUGAUUCAAGUCAAAGUCAAGAAGAUGAAGAUAAUAAUGUUGUUGAAGGUGAAGGAGGUGAAGGAGGUGAAGGUGAUAUUGAUGAAUUGAAUUUAGUUCAAGAUUCCUCAAAUGGAAAGGAUGCAUUUAAGAGUAUCCAAGGUUUAACUGUUGUCAACCAAGUGAGACUAAAAUUAGAAGGUACAGAAAAGAAACUAUCAAUUCCAGAUCAAAUUGAUCUUAUUAUAAGAGAAUCCAUGAAUGUUGAAAAUCUAUCCUCCACUUAUGAAGGUUGGUCUCCAUGGGUCUAA